UUUUCUUGUUGCAACUUACCCUCUGUAUCUGAAAUUCCAACUUUUUUAUGCCCUUUAUGCAUCCUUCUCCAAUUCAAUCCAAACCAGAAGAAAGAAAAAAAGAAGAAAAGGACAGACUCCACUCUCUCUCUCUCUCUCCACGAAUACAAGAUACAUAAUGAUAUAAAUAUAUUUCUACUUAUACUCAAAAAUUACAAUAUUUACUCAUAAAGAUACUAAUGUACGGUGGUUCCUCCAAGUUGGGCGGCGGCCGUGGCGGCGGAGGUGGCCGGGGAGGGGGGCGUCUAUCUUCGUUCCCUCCGCCGCCGCCUCACCGGUCAUCCACAUCCAAUAAAAACUCCCGCCUCUCCCUCGGAGGUGGCGGCGGUUCCAAUCCUCGGAGCCGCUCAGGUGGUACCUCGAGUGCCACAGCAGCGGCAGCAGCAGUUGAAGAGACGUUUUCCCUUAUUCCUGGGAAAAACCCACUUGCUUUUGCAAUGAUUAUUAGAUUAGCACCUGAUUUGGUUGAUGAGAUCAGAAAAAUUGAAGCUCAAGGCGGUUCUGCUAAAAUCAAAUUUGAUUCUAUUGGCAGUAAUAAUUUUGGAAAUGUCAUUGAUGCGGGAGGUAAGGAAUUCAGAUUUACAUGGUCGAGGGAAUUUGGUGACCUCUGUGACAUUUAUGAAGAACGUCAAAGUGGUGAAGAUGGAAACGGUGUGCUUGUUGAAUCUGGGUCUGCCUGGCGUAAGGUGAAUGUCCAACGUGUCUUAGAUGAAUCUACUAAGAACCAUGUAAAGAAGCUAUCAGAGGAAGCUGAACGCAAAAAUAAAUCACGCAAAGCUAUUGUGCUAGAUCAGGGGAACCCAUCAAUGAAGAAUCAACUAAAGCAGUUGGCACUUGCCGAGUCUACACCAUGGAGGAUGUCCUUUAAGCGAAAAGAGCCUCCAUAUAAAAAGCAGAAAGUUGAACCACCACCAGCCCCCAAAUCUACCUUUAAAUCUGCAGUUUCUUCAACAGCUAGUGGAAAGGGUAGACACUCAUCGUCACCUCUGCCAUCUACACCUCAGCGAUCUGCCACUCCAGCAUCUCCAUUUGGAAUGGGAAAUGUUAAUAAGAAUAAUGUGAACACAGAAGAAUUCGCACUGAUCCAGGUGAAAAGUAAAGAGAAUGCUGCUAACUCAGAAAAAGAAAUCCAGACCAAGGCUUCUAGUGCUGUACAGGAGACAACAGGGCACAAAGGGAACUUUGGGACUAAACCAAUGGAUUUGCGGAGCAUGUUGAUCACUCUACUGAUUGAAAAUCCUAAAGGAAUGAGCUUGAAGGCCUUGGAGAAAGCUAUUGGGGAUAAAUUACCGAACUCUGUUAAAAAGAUAGAGCCCAUUAUUAAAAAAAUUGCGACUUUCCAAGCUCCAGGAAGAUAUUUCUUGAAACCAGGAGUGGAGUUGGAAAGCUUCAAGAAACCUUCAUCUGAGAGUGGAAGUUCUCCUGAGGACAACCAUCAGCAGACACUUGUUCCUGAAGACAACCAUGACAACACACCUGCUCUUGAAUCAAGACCUGCUGAGAAAAGUCCUGCUGUCAGAUUUGAGGAACAUGCCCAAAUAAAAUCUAAAUUUGAAGAAGAGUUGAAUGCCUUAGAAAAAAUUGAUGUCCACGAGAAAAAAAUCUCCGACAAUAGUGAGGGGCAGGCAAGCUCUAGUGAAAGUGGAAGUGACAGUGAUAGUGAAAGUGACAGUAGUGACAGUGGGAGUGAUAGUGGAAGCCGCAGCAGGAGCAGGAGCAGAAGCAGAAGCAGAAGCAGAAGCCCGGUAGGGAGUGGAAGUGGGAGUAGCAGUGACAGUGAAAGUGAUGCUUCAUCCAACAGUAAAGAAGGAUCUGAUGAGGAUGUGGAUAUUUUAAGUGAUGAUGACAAAGAACCCCAGCACAAGUUACAGGCCUCUGAACCACGUUUCACAGCAUCUCCUGAUCCAUGGAGAUCUGUGCAGAAUGGGACAGAUGAGAAGCAAGAUGGCGAUGGAUCUGAUGCAGUUGACAUUGAUGGUCCUGGAUCUGCUGGACCUUAUGGCGAAGGUCAUGAAUCUGAAGCUGUUGACAUUGAGAAAGAUUUGGCUAAUCAUGAGAAGGUAGUUGAAUUAGCUGCAAAUGACAGUUUGCUUCCCACCCAAGAAGUUGACAUACAUGUGGAAGGAGCUCAAUCCAUUAUCACUGAUCAUGAUGCCAUCCAAGAGCGUCAAAAUUUCAUAGGAACUCUGUUUGAUGAUAAUGAAAAUAUGGUUAGGGACAGCUUCAGGCAUGAGAAUUCUGACAGUUCUGAGAGGAUAUCCAAAAGUAAGUCCAAAAGGGUUCCUGAUAUGAAGCACUUUGAUGAGAUAUCUGACACUGCUAAAAGAUUGAAAGUUGACAGUGUGGCUCAACCACCCAUUUCUGAGGUUAGAGAUGUCCAAUUACCUGAGAGCCCUUACAACAAAAAUAUUGAAGACACUUUUAGGGGCCCUGCUAUUCAAGCGAUGAACAGGGCUGAUAGGGAAGGAAAUGCAGAUUUUGGCUCACAUAAGGCAUUUAAUGUACAACCUAGUUCAGAUUUUCAGCAACCUGACCGAAGGUCUUCUGAUAAAAUUGCACGCUCAAAAGCUUCUGAUUCAACCGGGAGAUCUAAACAUACUGAGAGAUCAGGGCAUGGUCGUAAAUUUUCUUCAAAGGAUUCUCAUUUGCAUGAAGAUUUUCCUAUCCAAAGAGAAAAGGCUUCUAGAGACACUCUAAAUGAAGGUAAUUCUUCGAAGGACAAAAAGGUGCCAAGAAACUCCAAGGGAGGUGGAGCUGGAGGCAGACAUUCAACUUCCUUUGAUUCUGACUAUAGGAAACUGGGUGAGACGUAUGGGAACUUCAAGGAUGCUGCACAACCUUCACCUAAGGAUGGCAACAGAGUUGAUGUAGAAAAAUACCCAGCUGUCAGUGGAAGAAGCCUCCAAAGAGAGCUUUCAGAGCUGGAGUUAGGAGAAUUUCGCGAGCCAUUGCUUGAGGAUAAACCAGUUAAGAAACAAUUUGACAGGAAGGGCCCUUUUAAACAGUCAGAGAGCAAACCAAGCACUUCAGAUAACUGUAAUUCAGAUUUUAAUAAGGCAAAACCUGCUGGAAAGGCAACAUUAGACUCAGGAAAGCCUUCUCCUUCCAAUCUAGGUACUGGGUUUAAGAGAACCCCUGAUCAUCAUACUGAAGAUGUAACAAGAUCUCACCUUAAGGUUGCACAAUCUCAUCUACAACAUCUUUCAAGGCUAGAUAAUGCUGAAGUUGGAUCUCACUUCAGCAAGUUGGCAGAUACGAAUAGUAGAUUAAGACAGAAUGAAGCUGGGGCAAAACUAGGAAACAGUAUAGAAGGCUAUGGAGAAAACCAUAAAAGAGGCCCUAGCAAUGCACAACCACUGCAUGAGUCUAAACGUGGAUUGCUUUCCAACUCGAUUAAGGAAAGUAAAACGCAAACAUCUAAUAGAAUUCCUGACUUGGUAGAUGGACAAAAGGAAACAGUUGUGACUGAAGCCAAUAAUGCUCGAAAGAGGAGAGAAUCUUUGUCCGAGGAAGAUGGCUCUUUUUCGAAGUAUGUAAAGGACACACCCGAGCUCAAAGGACCAAUUAAGGAUUUUUCUCAGUACAAAGAAUAUGUGCAGGAAUACCGCGAUAAGUAUGAUAGUUACUGUGCCUUGAACAAGAUCCUAGAAACCUACAGGAAUGAUUUCCAUAGACUGGGAAAGGACCUUGAAUUUGCAAAAGGCAGGGAUAUGGACAAAUAUCAUAAGAUCUUGGUGCAGUUGCAGGAAUCUUAUCUUCAGUGUGGACCGAGGCACAAACGGUUCAAAAAGAUAUUUGUUGUGCUGCAUGAAGAACUAAAGAACCUAAAGCAAAGAAUUAAAGAAUAUGCAGUCACUUGUACAAAAGACUGAAGCAUGCUCAUUACAGACCAAUCAAUCUUUCCUCUGCAAACCUAAUCUGUGCAGACCCCUCAGCAAUGUAUAGGCUGAUAUAACAAAACAAAAUUUCUUUUAGUGAAAUAUAUAGUUUGUGUAAAUCUUGUAUAUAAGAUUUCCAUGUGUGGGUUAUGCAUUUCCUUGACAAAAUAAUUUUUGCUGCAUUAAAUCAAAUUCUUCAUAGGAGAAGAAAGCUUUAACCCUUA
Ricinus communis (castor bean) is the source of this 4141-nucleotide messenger RNA. Its product is annotated as dentin sialophosphoprotein. The record is from RefSeq and is a predicted model, not a curated record. Lineage: Eukaryota; Viridiplantae; Streptophyta; Magnoliopsida; Malpighiales; Euphorbiaceae. The transcript has 12 exons. Bases 219 to 3911 code for a protein of 1230 amino acids.